GCCCUUCCACGCCGGAGAGCAGCGAGGCGCCGGGGCAGGAGCCGCGGGAUCGCACCCCUCCACGGCAGACAAGAUGAAGCAGCUCUUCCUCCUCUUCCUCCUCGGGCUCAUCACCAGCUCCUCGCAGAUCGAAGACAACAAGAUCCCUGGGCUGUGCUCAGGGCAGCCAGGCAUCCCGGGGACCCCAGGCCUGCACGGGGGCCAGGGUCUGCCAGGCAGAGACGGACGAGACGGCCGGGAUGGGGCGAUGGGGAUGCCAGGGGAGAAGGGCGAGAUAGGCCCUCCUGGAGCGCCUGGUCCCCGCGGGGAGGUGGGCAGCCCCGGCAUGGACGGCAUGCACGGCGAGAAGGGGGCGCAGGGUGAGUGCGCGGUGGCCCCCCGCUCGGCCUUCAGUGCCAAGCGCUCUGAGUCACGCAGCCCGCCGCUGGCUGACCAGCCCAUCCGCUUCGACGUGGUGCUCAUCAACGAACAGGGCCACUACGACCCCACCACGGGCAAGUUCACCUGUGAGGUGCCCGGCCUCUACUACUUCGCCGUCCACGCCACCGUCUACCGCGCCAGCCUCCAGUUUGACAUCAUGAAGAACGGCCAGUCCAUCGCCUCCUUCUUCCAGUACUACGGGAACUGGCCUAAGCCCACCUCGCUCUCAGGAGGGGCCCUGGUCCGCCUGGAGCCCGAGGACGAGGUGUGGGUGCAGGUGGGCGUGGGGGACUACAUCGGCUUCUACGCCAGCGUCAAGACAGACAGCACCUUCACCGGCUUCCUUGUCUACUCCUACUGGCAAAACUCUGCCGUCUUCGCCUGAGCCUGCACUCAGCCGCAGCCGGGGCCACGGCGCGUGCCCCUUCCCAGCCACUGGUGCCCCAGGGAGGGCAGUGCCAGGGUCUGGCUGCGUGGGAGCGGGGACACCGGGACCCCCGCCUCGCUCCGCUGCUGCCGCCCAGUGCAGGGCAGGAAUACAGACCCUCUGCCACCCUGGGGGUGGCGAGGAGCGUCCCUUCAGCAGUGCUGUAUAAGAGCUAAGUAUUAUCCAGGGCACCCAGCUCUGGGGCAAGAUGCCCGCGCCAGAGAGCCGCAAUAACCUGGUUGUCGUAUGUUACUCGCCAUAGCCGCCUCGGCACGCAGCUUGGCCUCGCUGGCACAGGCACGGCGCCCCGGCCUGUGCUGCCAGCUUCUCCCCACACGCAGAACGAGCCCGGGCUGCCUGGCCGCUGGCACGGCAAGGGGCCCGUCCCGCCGCGGUCCUGGCAUGCCCCAGGGCUAGCAGCUGCCCUUCCCGUCACCCCCGCUCCCUGCCCUCCGGCCGCCCCGGCGCCCUCCUCCUUCACCCUCCAUAAAGGGGUCCUCGACCAUACCCUCAAUAAAG
Gymnogyps californianus (California condor) is the source of this 1366-nucleotide messenger RNA. RefSeq names its product C1q and TNF related 5 (gene C1QTNF5). The transcript has 3 exons. Gene Ontology annotation, molecular function: protein binding. The coding region runs from base 74 to 805 and encodes 243 amino acids. Lineage: Eukaryota; Metazoa; Chordata; Aves; Accipitriformes; Cathartidae. The record is from RefSeq and is a predicted model, not a curated record.